Molecule: messenger RNA, 1298 nt
Organism: Amoebophrya sp. A25
Lineage: Eukaryota; Dinophyceae; Syndiniales; Amoebophryaceae
Source: the annotation of a GenBank genome assembly
AUGUUCUCGUUUUUUUCAGUGUCGGCUCGAGUGGCAGCAUUACUGCUAUAUCUGCAGCUGCUCGUAUCUUUUUCUCGCACUUCAUCUGCCUUUGCUCGACGAGCAGAGGGGCACGACAGUCAACGCUCAGCACUGUUGCAAACAGGACCGCGAUCGAGUUCCUCCACAAGACGGGUUGCGGACCACCCGUACAAGAUCACCAUCCGCAAUCGUAGUCCUUCACGAAGCAGGAGUCUGGAUCUCUAUUAAGGCUACAAGAAAUCCAUCUUCGCAGGCAUAACUAAGCUUGGGUCUCUUUUUUUAUUUAGAAAUUUUCAAGGGAAAGGGGGUCGAAGAUGCUGCUGAAGAUGGAUUUCGCUUGGUUCUAACUCUUUGCGCGCAGUCAGGAACAAAAUGCCCAUCCGUCCAUCGAAGCUACUACGCGUCCAACAAGUAGUACACGAAGAACCCCGUCAGUGGAGGUCGUGGAGCAUAUAAUUGAGCCGCGUCAUCGAUCCCCUUUGCGCUAUGGCGUAGCACCUGGACGCGGGUCUGGAUUUCCUGGUGGCUUGAAUCCUUUGUCGGGCUUCAUAGGCGCUGGCGCAACGAGAGGAUCACCGACCAGUGCGGGGGGACGCGGAGGUGGCUCUUUGUCGCGAUUUCCUCCGUCGACUACUGCCCAUUUUGCUGGCCCAUCGCCUGGCAUGUUUCAGGCCAUGAUCAUGGGCCAGACUUUUGCUGGGAGAGGCCGAAAUCAUGUGACUCUCCAAAAUCCACAAGUGUUUCAAAUUCAACCUGCGCGAGGACGAUCAGCGUCUCCUUCCCGUGGUAUCUUUGCAUCCCCUCGUGCCGCACCUUCUCCACCAGGCUCAAUUAAGAGCGGUAGUUGCGUAUCUGCUAUACUUAAUCAUGAUUUUUACGUCCAAGUAGUAUUAGAGGAGGACGCUUCCUGCCCGUGCCUACUUAAAGUUUUCAGUCGUUAGGGAGAUCGAUUGGCAACAUAAACAUUCGAUGAAAAGAACUGUAACACCACCACAGACAGGGAAACCUUCGGCAACUUGCUGAAUAGAUUCACAUCAACAAGACCACAGGCAGGGGUGACAUUACUUCCUCUUUCACUAGGAAAUAAAGUGAGCAAUUGAAGAAUGAUCUUCACCACUAACUCAACGUCUGAGGAAAUAAAGUGAGCAAUUGAAGAAUGAUCUUCACCACUAACUCAACGUCUGAGGACGAUUCUUCGCCAGUCGCCGGUCGCUGCGCCUCGUUUUGGUCAAAGCCUAAGCCACUCGUGUGUGCUGCCUAUGCGUUGGGUGCACUAG